This is a messenger RNA of Acanthamoeba castellanii str. Neff, 4446 nucleotides long. RefSeq names its product CAPGly domain containing protein. The transcript has 21 exons. The record is from RefSeq and is a predicted model, not a curated record. NCBI's taxonomy places the organism in Eukaryota, Discosea, Longamoebia, Acanthamoebidae. Bases 1 to 4446 code for a protein of 1481 amino acids.
AUGAGCGCCACGACGGGCACGGGCGCGGCCCCGGCGUCCAAGGUUCCGACCUUGAAGGUGGGGUCGCGCGUGGAGGUUCCCGAGAAGGGACGAGGCACAGUACGCUUCGUGGGCGCAGUCAAAUUUUCAUCAAAGGACAACUGGGUGGGCAUUGAGCUGGAUGUCCCAAUUAAAGGCGUGCGGUACUUCAAAUGCACCAUGAACCACGGUCUCUUCGUCACAAAAGACAAAGUGAUGCUGCUGAAGAAGGUCGCUGCCAAGCCCCCGGCAGUAGGCUCGCUGCCGGUCAAGAGCCCGGCCUCGUCCAAGGCGCCGUCGCCCGCUCCCUCGGCGCCGUCCUCCCCGCGCGGCGAGCCGGCCGCCUCUUCGCCGGCUCCCACGCCGGUCUCCUCGACUCCUCCCUCGCCGACCUCGUCGACCGUCGCUUCGCCCUCCCUCGCCUUCUCCGCACCGGCCGAAGCCGAAGCCGAAGCGGUGGAGGAGAAGGGAGAGAAGGCCGAGGCCGAGAGCAAGGAGGAGCCUGCCCUGCCCACGCCCACCCUCGCGGCACCGGCGCCACGGCCGACGACGACCACCACCACCUCGACCCCGUCGGCGCCGUCCACGCCCUCGGUCUCUAAUACGCCUGCAGCGGUCCCGUCCACCCCGACCACGACGAGCACGCCCUCCAGGUCGCUCGCCCAGGCCGCCUCGCCGUUGAGCGCCGAGUCGACCGCCCUCUUCACAACGCUGCAAGAGCUGAGCGAGUUCAAGAAGGACGCGCAGCAGAAGCUCAAGGCCUUGCAAAAGUCCCUCGACGAGGUGACCAAGGACAAGGACGCCAUCGCCAAGGAACUGGAGAGGGAGAAAAGGGAUCGGGACAAGCAAAUCGCCAAGAUGCAGAGGAAGUGGGAGGACGAGAAGGAGCAGCUGCAAAAGGCCUGGGACGAGGAGAAGGAGGAAAUGACCGACGAGCAGGCCAACCUCAGCGAGACCCUCGAAAUGAUGACCCUCGACAAGGAGCUCGCCGAAGAGAAAGCCGAGUCAUUGGAGAAGAAGCUGGAGAAGAUCAAGAUCAAGUUCAAGAUCGGCAGCCUGGGAGACGAUGAUGAGGAGGACGACGAUGACGUGAGCGGCACCGACGAAGACGACGACAACGAUGACGGUCGGCGAGAGAAGGCCAGGGAGUCGGGGGACGACGGCGAGAAGGCGGUGCUCCAGUUGCAGAUCCAGAGGCUCACCGACGCGCUGAUGAAGCUCAAGGACCUCAGCGUGAUGGAGAAGAAGGAGAGCGAGAAGAAGAUCAGACAGCUCGAGCGGGAGAACGACAACAUCCCCGUGCUCGAGGAGAAGAUCGUCAAGCUCAAGGACGACGUCAAGAAGGCCAACGAGAAGAUCGAGCAGCUCAAGGAGCAGCUCGACGUCGCCCUGGAGGCCGAGGACAUGGUCGAGGAGCUCAGCGACAAGAAGCUCGAACUCGAAGAGCAAGUGCAAGAGCUGCAGCAGACUGUGGAAGACCUGGAGCAGCUCCAGCAGGUCAGCGAGGAGCUGGAGGAGAGCCACGCCGAGGUGGAGAAGCAGCUCAGGACCGCUCUGUACAAGAAGGAGAUCCAGUACCUGGAGAGCUUGACCAAGAUCAAGAACCAGCAGGGCGAAAUCGAGGACCGCGAGAAGACGAUCGACCAGUUCAGGGAGAAGGUCAACUCGCUGCAGCUGCACGUCAAGCAGUACGAGGAGAAGGAGGAGGACCUCGCCAGCGAGGCCCGCCAGCUCUCCACCAAGUCCCAGGCCCUCCUGGACCAGAACAUUCAGCUCAAGUCCCAAGUCACCAAGGUGGCGGCGAUGGGGCUGGAGCGCGAGCUGUUCCGCCUGGACGUGCUGCAGGCGCGCAAGCAGCUGUCCUUCAUUCAGGCGUUCCUGCCGGAGGAGAUCCUCAGCCGCGACAACGAGUCGCUGCUGCUGCUGCUCACCCUGGACCGCCUGGUGUUCAAGUCCAAGCUCCUCAUGGGCCACCUGCAGAGCUACUACAAGCUCGACCAGCUCUCCUUCAACCUCAUCAACGACGUCGAGGUGCAGUACACCAACGACGAGCUCCUCUUCGCCUGGGAGCUCUACUGGGGCGUGUCCAAGGUCCGGUUCUACACGUCGAGCCUGCGCAAGGUCAUCAACGACCCGAGCGUAUGCCCGCCCGAGGUGUUCGUCAGGUCCGGGCGAGCCGCGCUCGAUCUGCUGCCCUACGAGGGCACCAUGGACAUCAUCCUGCAGCUCAUCAAAAAGGAGGAGCUCAACCACAACUACGACAUCUCUCUCUUCCGCUCGGUCCAGGACAAGAUGAGCCGACUCGUCAACCAGUACAUCUUGGAGGAGGGCAGCGCUCUCAACGACAGCUCGGACGGCAUUCCGCUCAGGCGACAGCUGUCGGCCCGAGGCACCGGCGUGGCGGCGCUCUGCCCUCCGGAGUGGAAGUCCCUGCGGCACGAGGUGGACGGCAUCCUCUUCGUGGAGAACGUGUUCCUGGUGCUCUACAACCAGCUCCGGACGCUCCUCAAGACCCCGACCCCCGCCGACGGCGCCACCGGAGCCGCCUCGCCCCGCGGCACCGCCAACGCCUCGUUGGCCAUCCCCAUUCGGUUGGUUCGCGAUGCCAUCGAAGUCUGCCGCAAGCUGCAGAAGCACCUGCAGGAGAAGCCCUCGCUGCCGCGGCACUAUGCCUCCAAGCUGGAGCGAAACAUGGUCACCUGCUUCACCACCAUCUCCGGCGCCAUCGAAGUCUUCCGCCAGCUCUUCGUUUACCUCCGGAGCACUGCCACGGGCCAGGACUCGACCAAGGACAAGGAAAUCAGGUCGGUGCUGCCCGAUAUCGUCGCCAAGGUCAUCACGGACAAGGCCUCCGCGGCGGAAGAGGAGGACAUGAAGGACCUCGAGGCCACCACCGCCGCCAAGCCGAGCAGCAGCAGCGACGGAGAGCAAGAGUCGGAUGAGGCGGGCCAGGAGCCGAAGGGCAAGGAGAAGGAGCGGAGCGAGAACGAGGCCCAGGAGCAGGAGGACGGACCCGAGGAGAAGGGCAGCGAGUGGAAGUGGCUCUCGGCGCUGUUGGAGGAGACCUACUCGUCGAUCGUCGGGGUGAGCGACAAGAUCCUCAACUCGUCCAACUUCAUCAACCCCGACGCCUCCAUCAACAUCACCCCUCUCUCCACCCCCAACGCCGCCUCAUCUUCCUCGACCCCCGCCCCCGCAGGCGCCCCGGCAGCGAAGACUCUUACCCCCUACUCGUCCACUUCCUUCACGCCGGCCUCCGGAUCCUCCGCUCCCAACUCGCCCUCCCUGCGAGCCACAGAGUCUCAGCCGAGCUGGAAGCAGCGCGCUGAUGCCGUGCGAGCUGAGCUGGCGGCGGCGGCCUCGGUCCGGUCGAAGCUGAUCGAGGCGGAAGUCCUCGCGCAGGAACGGCUUGUCAAGUUGGGCCUGCAGGAGAACGAGAUCAAGGAGCACAUUUCCCGCUACAACGUCCUCCAGAUGCACCUCACCGCGCUUCAGAAGAAGGAGGCCGAGCUGUCCGAGAAGAUGGAGAAACAAACCGCCGAGCACGUAUCACAGGAGAAGAUGUACGAGGACGCCAUGGAGACCAUUCAGAAGGAGAACGAACAGCUGCGCCAGCAGAUCAGGUCCCUGCGGGUGGACAUUCGACACCUCGAAAACGCCAAGAAGGAGGCCGAGGAGCAGCGAUCGGAGCUGCCGUCGCUCGAAGUCGUGUCGGUGGAGAUCAAGGCCCUCAAGCGGGCGCUGGUCCUACUGCGGCGGCAGAACAGCGAGCUCCUGGCGCGCGAGGGCCAGAAGAGGCUGCGCACGCUUCUCCCGCCCAUCUCCGACGUCGAAGCUCGGUGUGCCCACUUCACGCCCCUUCAGCAGCAGCUGCAGCAGGACCAGAACGCCGAGGAGGAGGAGGACCUGGUCGAGCAGGCGCGAGCGAAGAAGAGAACCGCCACCAUCGCCGCGAUGAACAGGCGCAACGCUGAGGCCCAGCAGUUCCUCGCCCAGAUUCAGUCCGUCAAGGCGGCCAGCAAGGUGAUCGACUUGACCCUUUCGGGCACGGAAACGCCCAGCCAGCAAUGGGCCAACAGGAGAUUGGCUGCCGUCAAGCUCGAGGCGCAAUGCAAGCAGGUGAAGGAGAAGCUCGGCGCCGCCCUCCUCGAUUCACACUCGCCGGCCAAGAUCACCUCUGACUUUGCGUCGUUCCCUUCGGCCCAGCUCUCCAAGACCCUGUUGCAGGCUCAGCCGGUGGGCAAGCUGGCUCUCCCGCAGGUGCCAAUGCUCUCGGCGGCCGGCGCACCGCCAGCGGACCAGCACAACAGCACCGGGGAAGUGCGAACGCAGAUGCAGGACCUGCUGGGCCGACUCAAGCACGGCAGCAGAACGCGCGUGACCCUUAAUCCGCGCCAGCUGCAGCACGUCCACUCGCUCGUGCUCUAG